Messenger RNA from Pseudozyma hubeiensis SY62, 885 nucleotides. RefSeq names its product ubiquitin-protein ligase. The transcript is spliced from 2 exons. The record is from RefSeq and is a predicted model, not a curated record. Lineage: Eukaryota; Fungi; Basidiomycota; Ustilaginomycetes; Ustilaginales; Ustilaginaceae. Bases 1 to 885 code for a protein of 294 amino acids.
AUGAUGCAAGACCUCGCCGUCAUUGACGUGUCACGAGCCGAUCUUGCUUGCUGCCGUGCCGCUCGGUACAGUAUGACGGUAGCCAACCUCCUUCCGACGAUCCACGAUACGAUGAAGUACUUUGCCCUUUCGAUGGUCUCUGCACUCGCGCUCGCCAGCAUUGGCAGCGAGGUAGCAUCUCGACCUCUGCCUCAAACACAGUCGGACACUCAGAACCAACGAUACGCCCAGCAAGCUCCUUCCUCCGGUAGCCAAGCAAGCCAGACUGGUUCGGCUGGUGGUUUUGGUGGUACUGCAUCUGCUACGCAGAACAACGACUACUCGCAAGUCGCACCUGGAAAUCAGGUGAUGAACGGAGGAGGUCAGAGCGCUUCCCUUCAAGGCUUGGCCGGCACUGUGAUGCAAGGUGCCAAUGUUGGUUCGCUCCUCCAGCGGCGUCAGUCGGAUGGUCAGUCGGGUCAGCAAGCUAGCGCUGGUGGAUACGCCGGUACCUCUUCUGCCUACCAGAACAACGACUAUUCCGGUGUUGCUCCCGGAAACUCUGUCGAACUGGGAGGAUCACAGUCGGCUUCCGACCAGGGUACUUCUGGCACCGUCGACCAAUUUUCCAACGGCGGACAGGUCAGCCAGAGGAGUCUCCCUAACGACCCUACGCAGCUGCUGAACGUGUUCCAGAACGGUAUCCCCACGGAAAUGGUCGCUCGCGCUGCCCAAGACGCCAGCAGCGAUGACAACGGCAUCUACAUUGUCAGCACCAAAUUCGGACCUCCCACGACGAGCGCCAACGAGCAGCACCCGGUCGCUUGUGCUCAGGGUGGUGAGCACUGCAUUCCUCACUACGAAGGAUUGGGCCCCGAAGAACGACCUUCUCCUCAGGUUGGAUAA